AUGCAAUCGUCCUACAGCCGGUGGUGGGAAGGGCGGAUACAAUGGGAUAAAUUAUCUGCGGAUUCACGAAACUUUGCGCGAACAAUAUGGCUGCAUGUCCCGCUGCCUGCCGCAAACCCAACGGACAAUGUGAAAGACAUUCCCGACAAGGUAGAGGUGAUAGAAUGCGUACACGCACUCGCGGUAGCCUUAAAACACCAUCUUCGCGGGGAAAGAGAAUGGAGCGAAUGCUCUGACCUAGAGCCGCUCCUUGCUCAUCUUCCGAAUGUCUAUAAUUAUACCGCCACUAAUCAUCCAGUGACCCUGACACUGCACCUUUCUUCUGCCGUUGAACGCUACCGUCGUAUCUCGCCCAACAUCCUGGACACGCAAGUUCUCACCCACCUUCUCACUCACGUAGAUGGGUUCACAAGCAUCAUCUCUGCCUGCGAGCGUCUCCUCCGAACACCUGUGCCGCUGGGGUAUAACAUUGCCAUCUCCCGCAUUGUCUGGAUCUUCGUGUUCGCCUUGCCGAGUCAGCUGUGGGGCGAAUUCGGGUGGUGGAGUGUUGCUGUGACUAUUGUUACGGCAUAUGCCCUAUUUGCACUUGCUGAAGUCGGAUUGGAAAUUGAGAAUCCUUGGGGAGAAGGACCAAACGACUUGGACCUGGAUCGUUAUUGUAAUCUGUUGCGCUUAGAUUUAGAUGACAUUAUGUCUCACCCUCAGGAUGGCAAUAGUGCUAUCAAAGUAUCCCCGCCUGAAUCGAGAAGCAGCCCGGUGAUAGGUGUUGGCGACGGUUAUAGAACGUUUGACUAA
This is a messenger RNA of Lachnellula hyalina, 795 nucleotides long. RefSeq names its product UPF0187 protein. The record is from RefSeq and is a predicted model, not a curated record. NCBI's taxonomy places the organism in Eukaryota, Fungi, Ascomycota, Leotiomycetes, Helotiales, Lachnaceae. Bases 1 to 795 code for a protein of 264 amino acids. Gene Ontology annotation, molecular function: chloride channel activity. The transcript is spliced from 3 exons.